AUGCACAAGGCUACAUGGAUCUCACCGGACCACACUACAGAGAACCAGAUAGAUCAUAUUUACAUCAAUAAGAAAUUCCGAAGGGCAAUGGAAGAUGUGAGAACCAAGAAAGGAGCUGAUAUAGCUUCACGUCACCACCUGGUGGUUGCCAAAACGAAAGCGAAGCUAAAGAAACACUGGGCAGCUGAGGAAACAGCAUUACAAAAGUUCAAUACAGCCUUCUUUCGACAUACUAGCAAAUUCAACGAAUUCAAGAUAGCUCUCAACAACAGGUUCCAAGCUUUACAUGAUCUACUUAAGGAAGAAGAAACUACCAUGGAGGCCAACUGGAAAGGUAUCAAAGAAGCAUUAACUUCAACGUAUCAAGAGGUUCUGGGCCUCAAGAAGCAUCAUCAUAAGGAAUGGAUCUCUGUAGAAACCCUGGACAGUAUCAAAGAAACGAAGAACAAGAAGACAGCAAUUAACAACAGCCGAACACGAACAGAGAAAGUCCGAGCACAAGCUGAAUACAUAGAAGCAAACAAGCCAAUGAAGAAGAGCAUUAAAGCUGACAAGAAGAAAUACGUGGAAGAACUAGCAACGAUGGCAAAAAAAGCUGCAAGACAAGGAAAUAUGAAACAGCUUUAUGAUACAAAGAAGAAACUAGCAGGGAGAUACAGUAAACCAGAGAGACCGGUCAAAGACAAAGAAGGGAGGCCAAUCACUGAAAUUCAACAACAGCGGAACAGAUGGGUAGAGUACUUUGAGGAACUCCAAUGA
Messenger RNA from Schistosoma haematobium, 759 nucleotides. RefSeq lists its product as uncharacterized. NCBI's taxonomy places the organism in Eukaryota, Metazoa, Platyhelminthes, Trematoda, Strigeidida, Schistosomatidae. The coding region runs from base 1 to 759 and encodes 252 amino acids. The transcript has a single exon. The record is from RefSeq and is a predicted model, not a curated record.